AUGUCCAUCAGCAAUCGAUAUUUGGGCGUUCAAGAGAAGCGCAUCGACAUACCAAUAGUCGACAAUGUAGCGUUCAGGAAUAACUUAAUCGCGCGCGUCGAAGCUGUUACGCUGAAGAUAAUAGAACAGAUAUCCUCCGGGCAACCACCGUGCAUAUCGUAUGUCGAUGGAGGGACCAUCACCGGGGAAUCCGGCUCGCGCGAAGAAGCCGUUCACCCGGGACGUUCGAUUGAUUCUCAACAGGAUACGGAAUAUCCCGGGGAGUCUUCGCUCGACGUCGCUAAAGAGCGAGACGCGCGGGAGAACGCCGAUGGAAAUUCGAGAAGAAUAAACGUCGAUUUCGCGACGAAACGCAGCAGGGACAAAUUCGUCCUGAUGACGACGAUAAUGGCAGAGGUGCAUCGUUUGUUACUGACGAACACGACCAAGACCAGACGAUCGUUCUACUACGACUUGAAGAGUCAAGCGAUCGAGAGCUUGGCGCCCAAACAACGAUACGUCGAUCGCGCGUUGAACGACGUCGCGAAUUUGUUGGAAUGCGCGCCGUGGGAUCUGAGAUUGCUGGCGACGGCUAAAGGAUUGGUGGCGGGCAACAUGAGCAUCACGCUAGUCGACAAUCGAGUCAUCGACUGUGCGAUACCGGGAGGCGCGCUGAUCCCGCAGAUCGUCUCGAACGUGACUUCCAUCCGCGCGAAAGCCAAGUUCGUUCUGGUGGUCGAGAAGGACGCCGCUUUUCAGAAGUUGCUCGAGGAAAAUUGCCCUCGCCUUUUGAACUGCGUUCUGGUGACGGGUAAGGGCUACCCGGACACAGCCACGAAGAUGUUGGUCAGGCUGCUGUCCGACAAGUUGGACUUACCGGUUUACAUAGUCGUGGACGCGGACCCUUUUGGCGUGGACAUCAUGUUAAACUAUCGCUUCGGCUCCACGGUUCUCUGCAAAGGGAACGAAAGCUUGGCGUGUCCAAAUGCGCGCUGGCUCGGGAUCUUUCCCUCGGAAUUGAGCGCUUUAGGAGUGAAAACAAUCCCGCUCACUAAGACCGAUGUCGCGAAAUUGAAGUCCAUCGAGGGCCGGACUUACGUGAACGAAGUUGUGUCGGAACAGCUGAAAGUAUUGCGGAAAGGCAAGGCGGAAAUAGAGGCGGUGUCCUCGUUCUCGAAAAACUUUCUCACGGCUACGUAUUUGCCUCACAAAAUAAACGGCCGGGAUUACGUGUAA
Messenger RNA from Dinoponera quadriceps, 1215 nucleotides. It is a transcript of the gene mei-W68, whose product is annotated as meiotic recombination protein SPO11. Gene Ontology annotation, biological process: meiotic DNA double-strand break processing; DNA topological change; meiotic DNA double-strand break formation. The transcript has 4 exons. NCBI's taxonomy places the organism in Eukaryota, Metazoa, Arthropoda, Insecta, Hymenoptera, Formicidae. The coding region runs from base 1 to 1215 and encodes 404 amino acids. Gene Ontology annotation, molecular function: ATP binding; DNA binding; DNA topoisomerase type II (double strand cut, ATP-hydrolyzing) activity. The record is from RefSeq and is a predicted model, not a curated record. Gene Ontology annotation, cellular component: nuclear chromosome.